Girardinichthys multiradiatus is the source of this 3641-nucleotide messenger RNA. RefSeq names its product cdc42-interacting protein 4 homolog. NCBI's taxonomy places the organism in Eukaryota, Metazoa, Chordata, Actinopteri, Cyprinodontiformes, Goodeidae. Bases 433 to 1938 code for a protein of 501 amino acids. The transcript has 14 exons. The record is from RefSeq and is a predicted model, not a curated record. Gene Ontology annotation, biological process: signal transduction. Gene Ontology annotation, molecular function: protein binding.
CUGACAGGGCUUUUGUGUUUUUUACUGCCAUGCUAUGUUUUUUGUUUAAAAGAUUCGCUCCUGUGCUGGGCUUCCAUUAACAUUAAUGAGGGAAACAACCUCAAGCUGCUUCUGGAAGAUAAAGCAAACAGCUGGUAGGUUUACAUCCCCCUACUUCCUCUAUAGGAGCAGUCGAAGCUGUUUAAGGAAAACAGCACAUAGGUAUUUUCUCUCUCUCUCGGCGGCUGGAAGAAACAGGACAGCCGUGUUGGUGCCAAGAAAGAGAAGGCGUAGACUUCCUCUUAACGUUUCCUUCGCUUUCAAACAAGCCAAGUUUGGUGCAAGCGUUGCUCUUAAAUUAGGAUAUUUUUUUCUUUGUUUUGUGUUCCUGUUUUUGCUUUUACCAGCAGAGGAGAUUUCUCUUUUUUCUAAGACAUCUAAACUUCUGCAGACAUGGACUGGGGAACAAACCUUUGGGACCAGAAUGACGUCAUCGACAAGCACACUCAGGCUGGCCUUGACCUGCUGGAGCGUUACAUAAAGUUUGUAAAGGAGCGGACAGAGAUAGAACAGAACUACGCCAAGCAGCUGAGGAAUAUGACAAAAAGGUACUCCAAACGAGGAAGCAAAGAAGAGCAGGAGUGCAAAUUCAGCAAUCAUGCAUCCUUCCAGGAGAUCCUGAACGAGCUGGGUGAUUACGCAGGACAACGGGAGCUCAUUGCUGAGAAUAUGACGGCCAACAUCUCUGAUAAACUUACCAAAUACCUACAGGACCUCAAACAGGAACGCAAAACACACCUAUCUGAUGUGAAGAAGGCCCAGCAGAAUCUAGAAAGCAGCUUUAAACACCUAGAAAUUAGUAAAAAGCGCUUUGCCAAGGAGUGGGCGGAGGCUGACAAGGCCACACAACAAGCAGAUAAAUUGGAGAGCGACAAUAAUAACUCCAAAAUUGAUGUUGAUAAAGCCAAGAACCACUCCCUUGCUCGUAUGCGUUCAGCAGAAGAGUGCAGGAAUAACUACGCAGCAGAGCUCCAGAAAUACAACAAAGAACAGAAGCUCUUCUACUACACAGAAAUACCGCAGAUCUUCAAUAAACUCCAAGACAUGGACGAACGAAGGAUCCGGCAGCUGGCGGAGGGUUACUGCCAGUUUUCACACAUAGAAAAGAAUGUCCUGCCAAUCAUCUCCAAGUGUCUUGAGGGAAUUGCUGCUGCAGGGACGGAAAUUGAUGAGAAGAAGGACUCAAAACUUUUAAUAGAGCAAUACAAGUCUGGCUUUGAAAGACCCGCAGAUGUGGAGUUUGAGGACUAUUCCCAGGGUGUCAAACCAUCAAACUCUGAAUCUGGCCUCAACCCUCUUAAAGGGCGCAAGCACAAGAUCUUCAAGAAACACAAGCCUCCUCCUGCAGAGGAUUUCUCGCACCUUCCUCCAGAGCAGAGGAAGAAGAAGCUGCAGGCGAAGAUUGAUGAUAUCACCAAAGAACUGACAAAGGAACAGGACCAGAGUGACGCUCUGGAUAAAAUGAGGGGCGUGUAUGAGCAGAAUCCACAGAUGGGCGACCCCUUCAGUCUGGAGCCCCAAAUCACACAUACAAGUCAGAACAUUGGCCGCCUGAAGGGGGAGCUCUCUAAAUAUGAGUUGUGGUUAUUAGAGGCAGCGGGAGGAGAGGACUCUUUACACAGCACCAUCAACAAUAACACUGGCAUAAUAGCUAAACAACAUUCAUUAUCGAAUGCCUACUCAGAAUUUGAUGACGAGUUUGAUGACAUCGAAAGCCCUGUUGGUCAAUGCUCUGCUCUCUACACCUUUGAAGGCAACAGCGAAGGCACUAUUUCCAUUAAGGAAGGAGAGUUGCUGAGUAUCAUGGAGGAAGAUAAAGGAGACGGAUGGAUGAGAGUCCUCAGAGCCAGUGGAGAGGAGGGCUAUAUACCAACAUCCUAUGUCAGACUCUCACCUUAACCUCCAUCACAGAGUUCUAGAAGGCUGAAGAGCCAGAGGUGAACACAACGUUAUGAAAGAUGAUUGUAGCUGCCCUCGACCUGUUUUAUCUCAGCUAGAGAUGGAUACAGUGGGAUGAGUGGGUAUUAUGGCUUACUGCAGUAUAGUACACUCUACAUCUCUGCUCUCUGUGGGAUGAAAUACUGUCUCAACAUGCAAAUUUUCAGCCUGUUAUGAUCCUUAUCUAUUUUUAGUGCAUUUAAAACAUAAAAUAUACAGAUCUUCUGAAUGUUCACCUUAACUUUGUGUCACACUGAUGACAAAAGAGCUGUUAUAUUGUGCCUUGUUAAAGUAUCCGAACCCUUUGAAUUUUCCACACUUUGGUCAAAAUCACAAACUUAAGAGUAGUUUUUUUAGGAUUUUAUGUGGUAGACAAACACAAAGCAGAGCAUAAUUUUGAGGUAAAAGAAAUAUGAUACAAGGGUCUCAUUUUGUUUUUACAAAUAAUAAGAAGUGUGGCCUGCAUUUGUAUUCAAUGCCCUUUACGCUGAGACUCCAAGACCGAGUUCAACUAAUUGCCUUCAGGAGACAAAUAUUGUAUAUAUGUAAUUUAAUGUCAUUACAUACAGUACAUGCAGAGAUCCACAGUUCAGAUCGGAAAACCUCUUGAUAGCACAAAUAUGAGCUGUGUUCUUCACAAAUCUGGCAGUUAUGGAAGACUGACAAGAAAAAUAACAUAAUAGAAAAAACGUCAUAAGAAGUCCCGUUUUUUGCUGACAUGCAAAACACCAUACUACCACAUAGUAAAACAUGGUAGUGGCGUGAUCAGCCUGUGGGGAUGUUCUUCUUCAGCAGAGACAUAGAGGCUAGUCAGAAUUGAUGGGAAGAUGAACGGAGCUAAAUGCAAGACAUUCCUGGAAGAAAACCUGUUAGAGGGCGCAGAAGACUUGAGACUGGGGUAUGGUUCAUCUUCAAGCAGGACAGACAACUUAAUACAGCCAGAGCUACAAUGGAUUGGUUUAGUUCAAAGCAUUUAUGUGGUAAAACGGCCCAGUCAAAGUCCCAAACUAACUUAAAUGGACAAUCUGUGGCAAGACUGCUGUUCACAGACACACUCCGUCCAAUCUUAGCUUCAACUAUUUUGCCAAAAACUUGACAAAAACUCCUUCAUGUGCAAAGCUGGUAGAGACACACCUCCAAAGACUUGCAGCUGUAAUGCAGGUGGUUCUACCAGGUUUUUACUCAAGGCGCUGAAUACAAAGGCACGCCGCACUUCUGAAAACCGUGUAUCGUUGUCCUUCCACUUCACAAUUAAACAGAACUUUCUGUUGUAUCACAUAAAACCCUAAUAAAAUAAAAGUUGUUGUUGUGAUCACACAAAAAGUGAAGAAGUUGAAGGGGUAUGGAUACUUUUACUGUAACUUGUGGUCAGCAUCAUUGUGUUGUAUUUCUUUAUAACAGUACCUGUAUACAGUAUAUCUUACUACUUGACUUAGGCUCAGUUCUAAUAACCUGCUGAACUUUAUUUUGUUACUUUCUGCUUGAACUAGUUUCCUGACUCUCUCCUCAAAUGGGCUUUUUGGUCUUUUAACUGGAUGAAAACCACUAAACUGGAAGGAGUGAAUAAAAUAAAUCACUCAAUCACCAGCAGCAACCAUAAAAAGAAGAGUUCACAUUUUUAUGUCUGUAAUGUGUCUAUAUAACGAGUAAAUACAUAAACAAGA